UCCCAGCGCCACGACUUCCCCCUGCACCCUGUCAGGGAGUGUUUCAGCAGCCUGUGACGGCAGCCAGGCCUCCAUGGCCUGGCACUGAGCCCCCUGCAUCCUCCCUGUCUCAGGGCUGGCCUCGCUGCUGCUCCACCAGGAAAACACCAGCCCAGGAGCUACAGAAGAUGAUGUGCCUGCCCGCCUCCCCACCGGCGCUGGCAUUGAGGACAUGCCUGGGGUUCGGGCUCUGCGUGCUGCUCUGCCUUGGGAUGGGCCAAGCACUGGAGAAGAAAGUAGUGAAAAGCAAAGUGGGGGAAAAGGUCAGCCUGCCUUGUUGCCAUGAAAUUCCCAGCUCAGAAAGCCUACAAAAGUACCGGGUCUACUGGCAGAAGAACAUUACGGAUGUGGUGCUGGCCUACUCAGAGGGGAAUAUGAUCUCCCAGCAUGAGCGGUACCAGAACCGGACAGAGAUGGACCCCUGGAACCUCACCCUGUGGAUCUCACCCACGGAAAUCCUGGACAAUGGCUCUUACCAGUGUGUGGUUCAGCGCAACUCGGUUCUCAUGUGUAGCGAGUCUGUCAUCCUCUUUGUGACAGCUGACUUCAGCAAGCCCAACAUAACAGCAGAAGUGUCCGCUGACUUUUGCGACUUGACUGAGAUGGCAAUAACGUGUUCUUCUCACGGAGGUUUCCCCAAGCCCAAAAUCUCUGGAGCCCUCAACAACAUGUCCGUGGAGUGGAAUGCCAGCUGGGUGUCUGAGUCCAGCUUCAGCCCCUACAAUGUCACUGGAAAACUGGUGUUCAACGUGACCAAAGACGUCAACAUCACUUGCUCCGUUGAAUACAGUGGCUUUGCCAAGUCCUCCAGUUUGCUUCUGAAAAAAACAAACAACUGCGUUGUCCCUCCUGUGCCUCCACCUUAUAAUGUCAUUACUGCUUCAAUUAUCAUCGUUAUCAUCUUCAUUCUGGCUAUCACCCUGGCAGCAAGAUACCUCCCAAGGCAUGUUUGUUCUCACUGUUGUAAGCACCAGGAUUCCAUGGAAGAGGAUGUGAAAGAAUACACAAAGGCACCCAUGAGCUCUAAAGUGACAGCUGAAACAUCAUCUGUAUGACCAGAUAGCAUUUGCAGGUUCUUCACGCUGUGCAUCCCGCACUGCAGACUCCACUGUUCGUUGUACUGCGAUGCUUGCUGCAUGGCCCCUUUGGCUCUCUGCAAGGGGGCGGCAGCAGGAGAAAACUCUGCUCACCACGGCUGAAACACGACCUCCUGUGGACGGAUGCAAACCCCCUCCUUCGCCACCGAAGCUGUGAGGUGGCCCCGUUACAAGGAGGUCGCUGGAAUUCCAGAUGAGAGGGCCCUCCGUGUUCCUGCAGCGGGGCAGAAGGAUGUCACCAGUGGCACACCAGGUCAAGACUUCAGCAACUUCUGGCUUUGAUGCUGCCUCUGUGAGAACCAAGGGCUUGCAGAGCCCUAGCCCACCUACCCCUUCAGUAACACGGAGCUGCCCUUUGGGACACCCCAAAUCCUGACAUGAAAUCUCGUCAGUUUGUGCCUCCAUGUUGCGAGUGGGAGCAGCCAAAACUUCUUUUAUAUUCAGCCUCACACAAGUAUCUGUUGUUCCUGCUGGAGGACUUUGGAUUUGGACUCGACCAUUACAGACACACAUCCCUUCUCCCCUAAAGAGGAAAUAGUGGACACAUUUUUCAU
Motacilla alba alba is the source of this 1690-nucleotide messenger RNA. Its product is annotated as T-lymphocyte activation antigen CD80-like. NCBI's taxonomy places the organism in Eukaryota, Metazoa, Chordata, Aves, Passeriformes, Motacillidae. The transcript has 7 exons. Bases 168 to 1094 code for a protein of 308 amino acids. Gene Ontology annotation, cellular component: external side of plasma membrane. The record is from RefSeq and is a predicted model, not a curated record. Gene Ontology annotation, biological process: immune response; cellular response to lipopolysaccharide; cell surface receptor signaling pathway.